GUAUUCACACACGGGAAGCGGGGAGGAGGAGGGCUGCCGUCAGGGAGAGAAUCUUGGUCGGCCUUCGAAGGAGCUAGUGCGUCAGGAUUGCUGGGGCGGUGCUCUGCUCCCGAGAUGGUCGCUGGCCCUUCAAUGCCACUCGCUGCAACUCGUCCAACGCUCUCAUGCUCCUGCUUUGGUAAGCUAACUCACCCUCCUACCUGCCCACUUGUGUUGCAUUCCUAGCAGUAAUUUGUUGCGUCUGCUUCGCUUCCCCUUCAAACUAUGCCACUGGUUGAGACCCGGCUCGCGUCUCACAGAUCCCCUUCUUCAGGUGACCCCAUCAGGUGCAGGUAACCCCUCAGGUAACCCUUCAGGUAUCCCCUCAGGUAUCCCCUGAGGUAACCCCUCAGGUAACCCCUCAGGUGACCCCUCAGGUUCAGCCACAGCAGGUCCCCGUGGGGGUCUGUGGCGCGUGAACCAUUGCGGCCGAAUGGUUCUGUCUCGUGCCAGCUCUUGCCACGCUGGUGAGGGGUAAUUGGAUCUUGGGCUUACCGUGUGCUUGCCUCCUGCCUCACUUGGCGCCUCCAGCGCAAUGGGUACUGCCGGUGCUGCUUCUAAGGGGCCUGUGCUGCACGCUGCUCCUGCUGCUGGCGCAGCCGCAGUCGCAGCAGUUUCAGCAUCCUUUUUACAUCUUCGGUCGUUCCCCUGCUCAACAACAACAACAGCAACAGCAACAGCAAUAUCAGCAACAGCAGCAACAACAACAACAGCAACAGCAACAGCAACAACAACAACAACAACAGCAGCAAUAGCAACAGCAACAACAGCAACAGCCAGGCAUUGUUUUUCAGCCUCCAAAUUUACUUAACAAUACUCAGAUCAAGACAACCGUAC
This is a messenger RNA of Closterium sp. NIES-67, 876 nucleotides long. The record is from the annotation of a GenBank genome assembly. NCBI's taxonomy places the organism in Eukaryota, Viridiplantae, Streptophyta, Zygnematophyceae, Desmidiales, Closteriaceae.